Molecule: messenger RNA, 4065 nt
Organism: Lytechinus pictus (painted urchin)
Lineage: Eukaryota; Metazoa; Echinodermata; Echinoidea; Temnopleuroida; Toxopneustidae
Product: zinc finger protein Xfin-like
Exons: 4
Coding region: 1-1950 (649 amino acids)
Biological process (GO): regulation of transcription by RNA polymerase II
Cellular component (GO): chromosome
Molecular function (GO): chromatin insulator sequence binding
Source: RefSeq, a predicted model, not a curated record
AUGUGCAUUACCUUGGAUUUCAAAGAAGAAGUGAUAGAUAGAGAGUACGUAGAACAAGAUGAAUCAUCCCAAGACCAGAUCAGAAAAGGUAUUAUACACAUCAAGCAAGAAAUUUUAGAGGGGGAUGAUAUUGAUACAACUCUGCAAAAAGAUGAAUACAAACAACCCGAUUCUUUUGACACAGAGAAUAAACAAAAGAUACCAAUUGACCAUGCAUCAGCAGACGAUAAACCAAUCCUAUCAAUUGUCAAAGAAGAACCCAUAGGACCUGAUGAUAACCUUCCUCCAAACUCUGAUCAACCCAUGCCAUACUGGAACAAUCCAUUGAGAUUUGCUGCCAUCGCUCAAUUUGCUACACUCAUUGGUAAACAGAGGACUGAAGAAGAGGUAUCCUGCUGCUCCACUUGCAGGAAGGGCUUCCCCUCUAAAGGUUCCCUCUUUGAACACCUAAGACUUCACACCAAUGAGAUUGAGCAUGACUACGUUGUAGAUAAGGGGAAGUUCUACCAUAGGGCUGUUACCAAGAAACAUCCACAUAAAGGCAAAGGGAAGAAGCCAUCAUGUUCUACUCUGAGUUCCAAGAGUAAGAAAGUGUUGACUGCUACUUUCUUUCCACAGAGUCAUGGAAAAAAUAGAGCAGUUACUGCAGAACGUCUUUCCUCGAAAACCAAGGGUGAGAAAGGUUCAAGUUCUACAAAAGGAAAUAACUGUCAACGUUAUAGAUGUCAUAUAUGUAGGGAGCUCUUCACUUGUAUGUUCGGCCUUCGUCAACAUUUGAAAAAGCAUGAUCCGCCCAAAGUACCGAAGCGAAAGAGCCCUGCAAAGACUGAAAUGAGUCUCAAAUGCCCAAAGUGCACCAGUUCAUUUAUGAGUAAGAGUAGUUUGCUGCAGCAUGUGGCCGUCAUUCAUGCUGGGACCAAGUAUCAUAAAUGUUCUCAAUGCGAAGACGGAUUCUGGAAAGAAAAUCAGUUGCUGGAACAUAUAAAUGAUAGUCACAAUAAGGAGUGGCAGUGUAGUACAUGUGAUAAGACAUACGAAUCGCAAAUUGCAUUCAAUAUCCAUAUCAGAACCCAUGCUAAAGUGAAGCAGUAUGAUUGUCUUGUUUGCUAUCGAGCAUUCAUUCACAAACAUUCUCUUGAUAAACACAUGAAAACGCACCAAAAGCUUAAAUGCGCCGAAUGUGGGAAGGAAUUUCUCUUCCAGCAGAACCUGGUGAACCAUAUGCGAACACAUACUGGAGAAAAGCCAUUCAAGUGUUCGGAAUGUCAAAAGAAUUUCAUGUUUGAAACCAGCCUCAAGAAUCACAUGAAAAGGCACGCCACUCCUCACCGCUCUCCUAAAUCUUUCAAGUGUACGGUAUGUCAGAAGGAAUUCAUGUACGAAAACAAUCUAACAAAACACAUGCAAAAGCACGCUCCCCUUCACGGCUGUCCUAAAUGCGAGAAAAGCUUCUAUUUCAAGGACAACCUCACAAAGCAUCUCCGAAAACACUCUACCCCGGAGCCAUUCCACUGUUCUUCUUGUAAAAUGUUGUUCAAAACAAAGUCAGCGCUGAAGAUCCAUAGGACAACUGAACACCCCACGGAAGGCUCUCUUCAGUGCAGCAAGUGUAAGAAGUCAUUCAGAUACAAAAAAAGUUACAAUAAGCACAUGAAAUCACACAGAGAUAAAAACCCAUAUACAUGCGCCAUAUGCAAGUAUAUAUUCCCAUCUACACAUUCCCUUGCCAUCCAUGUAAGAAAACACAAAGGCAAAGCAAUGGUGCAUAAAUGCAGGUAUUGUGAAAUGACAUUCAAAUUCAGGUCGUUCCUUACUAAGCAUAUCAUUAGUAAACACGAUGGGAUUAAUCUCCAUAAAUGCUCUCAAUGUCACAUGAGGUAUUUAACACAAACAGAGCUAUUCAGACAUGAAAAGAAGCACAGCACAGGAGAAAAUACUAUUUCUGUUUAACUGUGACCAGAUUCAACUUGGCUUACAGGCCAAGUGCACCUGGGCCCCGCCUUACAAAGAGUUACGAUUGAUUUGAUCAAUCGUAACUAUAUGGAAAUCCAUCAGUGUCAUAAUUUUUUCUAGAGGAAAUUUGCAAAAAAAAUUGUAAACAAAGGAGAACACACCAAAUUGUCAAGGAAUCAAUGAAUUUAUUGAUAUACAUUCAUAUCUAGAAAUUUUUUAAAACAAACACGCAUUUUAUAAUGUUGAGUUUACUGGCUUUCCAUAGUUGCGAUUGAUCGCAUCAAUCGCAACUCUUUGUAAGACGGGCCCCAACAAGAAGUUGAUUUGAAAUCUAACGAUCAUAACACUGAAAAUGUCAUUUAUGGUUGAUAUAUAAAGAUAAUGUUCCAAAGAAAUAUUGUAAAUUUUGCUACAAAAAUGGAAAUUGUGUUCAGAAUGAAAUUUUUUUUUGUCUGUUCCAAGUGUGACCAUCUCAAACUCGGCUUAUUAAUCAUCGUAGUAAAAGGCCAAGUACACCUGGGGCCCGUUGCAGAAAGAGUUGCGAUCAAACGCAACUCAAAAAAUCUUGGCAACUUGAUUUUGUGCUUGAUAUUUUGAGGUGUACAUGCUACUCUCUCUGCAACAGGCCCCAGAACAAGAAGUUGAUUUGAAUAGAUGAAUGUUAAGAAAAUCUAAAAUAACAUUGAAAAUUUCAUUAAUAUUUGAUAUCAGAUAAGAAUAUGAUUUUUUUAUGUUCCAAAGAAAUAUUCUAAAUUUGGCUACAAAUUUCUUAAAGAUUGGUUUAAUAAAGCAGACUCUUUUAUUUAAACAUUCUACCCAUAGAGCAAGAUGUUUUAUAAUGUAUUUUUAUAAGCAGACUCUUUUAUUUAAACCUUCUACCCACAGAGCAAGAUGUUUUAUAAUGUAUUUUUAUAAUGGAAUUUGUUUAUUUUGUUGUAGAAAACCUUUGGUAAACUUAACCAUUGACAUGAUAGAGAUUCCUUGUACUAAUUACAUUGCUAACAAAUGUUUCGUUAUUCAUUGGAAUGCUUUGUGGUACCUGUAUAUUUCAUAUUCAUAAAUUUAACAUAUAAUAGUUUUUCAUAUUAGCAUUAAUAACAGUAUUGAAGUUUGUGAAGAUCUUGGCAAUUCCCUUCAAUCCAUUGUGACUUCUAAGGCAUCAUUUGAAAAUUCUACAGAUCUUAUCAUGGCAUCUUUCCAGCUAAUUCUUUCCUUCUUUUCAGUGACUCCCUGAGGAGCAUUUCAUGAGGAAUCUAUCUUGAUUUGUCCAAUAUUAUGUAUAACUAUAUAGGCCUAAUAAAUGACAGGAAUUGUGAUUUAUUGCCUUGCUUGGCUACCCUAAAUUUAAAAAAUGUCUUGUGUUUCAGAAAGACUGUAAGAGCAGAUGCACAAAUUCUAUAUUACAAGAUAUUUAUCAGUCAAUUACAUUGAGUGAUUUCAGUAUUUCAGGAAAUUGGUAUUGCAAACUUGUUAUCAUAACAACUUCUAUGACACGAUCCCUUAGUCUAGAAUUAUAUCAUUUGAUUUGGAUAUGUGGUAUUAUUUUGUGUAAAAUAUGAAAUCGUAUCCUGUACAAGGAAGUUUUUAUGUGCAAGUUUUACUGAGCUCCGAAAAUGGGAAGUUCAUCAUGAAAAUAAUCUUGAAUUUUUUAUUUUGUUUUAGAGAAGCAGAAAGAAAAAUGCAUAACAAGCUGUAGAAAUCUAAUUUCAUUGUAGUCAAACACCAAGUGUAAAUUUACCACUUGCUUUGCAUUCAUUCUAAAUAUAAGAUGCAUUGUAGCAUGAAAUAUACCUUCAAAGCUUGACAUUAAAAAUGCUUAUUAAAAUUGCUAUUGUUACCUGUACUUAUAAAUAGAGACAACUGCUUGGAAAAAACUCACAAUACUUUGUCUAGUAUGAAUAAUUGUUCCUGACUAGAUUUUCACUUGAGGUUAUUUUACAUUGAUUCCAUAUUAAUAAUAUUUGUAUCAUUUAAAUUUCCAUUAUUUUUUUAUGCAUCAUGUAUUUGUUGAUUCAAUCCAACCCCAAUCAUACUAGUUUUCACAAUUAAGUCUCUCAUAAAAAAAACUUGUAUGUUGUUUGAAUUCUAUGAAUGGAAAAUAGAUUAUAUACU